Molecule: messenger RNA, 555 nt
Organism: Talaromyces proteolyticus
Lineage: Eukaryota; Fungi; Ascomycota; Eurotiomycetes; Eurotiales; Trichocomaceae
Exons: 2
Coding region: 1-555 (184 amino acids)
Source: RefSeq, a predicted model, not a curated record
AUGAAGGUUUUAUCGCUUCUCUCGAUUGUCGGUCUAAACUCCGCGACAGCUCUUGCAGCCAAAGCUGGAAGCGGUUGCAAUGUCGAAGGAAAUCUGUUCAACCUGGAGGUGUUCACGCCUGCAGUUCCCACCGCAGAUCAAAUCCAGAUCAGCCAAUGGGGAGACCUAGGUAACUCAAUCGCCCGGUUGAGUGACGACCAGAACCAGCAAACAGCCGUCUUCUACAUCAACAAAGAUAACAACCGACUCAUCGUCCUCGAUGGGUACAAUUUCCUCAACCCGUCCAACGCCUACACAGACAGUCCAAACGGUGGCGAGUUGAAAUUUACCUUUUAUAACGACACCUCCAGACCGACCCCCUACUACUGGCCCGCCUUCGAUAUCAAUUCGGCUGGCAAUUUGACAGUCAAUGGCUCAAGCAAGGCUUUCAGCGUUUGCAAUUCCAAGAAUUCCACCCAGGGAGCAAUCCACAUCGGAUCAACCGCUGGCAAGAACUGCACAGCUCUCGAUGGACUUAUCAUAUAUCCCCUCACUUCCCAGCUCGGCUCUGAAUAG